Molecule: messenger RNA, 2874 nt
Organism: Mobula hypostoma (lesser devil ray)
Lineage: Eukaryota; Metazoa; Chordata; Chondrichthyes; Myliobatiformes; Myliobatidae
Gene: tyr
Product: tyrosinase
Exons: 5
Coding region: 1-1608 (535 amino acids)
Biological process (GO): pigmentation; melanin biosynthetic process
Molecular function (GO): tyrosinase activity
Source: RefSeq, a predicted model, not a curated record
AUGCGAACACCCCAAAACGUAGUUGCUUUGUUUCUUUGCGUUCUGAGCCUUUGCAAACUUUCCUCUUCGCAAUUCCCUCGGGCAUGUACCUCUACGGACUCACUCACCAGGAAGGAGUGUUGCCCAGUUUGGAGUGAGGAUGGGUCCCCGUGCGGGCAGCUUUCUGCCAGAGGAUCGUGUGAAGAUGUGUCAGUGAUCUCCACUCCCCAUGGACCUCAGUUCCCGUUCUCGGGUGUGGAUGACCGUGAAAACUGGCCAGCGGUCUUCUACAACAGAACUUGCAGGUGCAACGAAAACUUCAUGGGCGUCCACUGUGGAGACUGCAGAUUUGGCUAUACUGGUGCAAAUUGCACGCAGCAACGCAUGUCCAUCAGGAAAAACAUAUUCCAUCUAACUACCACAGAGAAGAAUCAGUUUUUUGCCUACCUCAACCAAGCUAAGUACACGGUCAGUGAAAACUAUCAGAUCGCCACAGGAACUUACGCCCAAAUGAAUAACGGCUCAAAUCCCAUGUUCAAGGACGCGAGUGUCUACGAUCUGUUUGUUUGGAUGCACUACUACACUUCCAGAGACGCUCUACUGGGUGUGGCCGGCGUUUGGCCAGAUAUUGACUUUGCCCAUGAAGGCCCGGGAUUCCUCACCUGGCACAGAGCCUACAUGUUGUUGUGGGAACAUGAACUCAGGAAGUUAGUGAACAAUGACAACUUUACCAUCCCCUACUGGGAUUGGAGAGAUUCACAAAACUGUACUAUCUGUACUGACGAGUAUAUGGGGAGCGGCCAUUCCACAAACUCCAAUCUUCUCAGCUUUGCAUCCGUCUUUUCUACAUGGCAGGUAAUUUGCACCAAACCAGAUGAUUACAAUCGCCGUGGAGUUUUAUGUGAUGGCUCUCCUGAAGGACCCAUUCAUCGAAAUCCAGGGAAACAGGAUAGCAAGCGGACUCCAAAGCUUCCAAGCUUGUCAGAAGUGGAAUACUGUUUAAGUCUGACCGAGUAUGAUACUCCACCCUUUGAUAAGUUCGCCAAUUACAGCUUCCGGAAUACCUUAGAAGGUUUUGCCAACCCAGGUGAUGGGAUAGCUAAUAUAUCACAGAGUGGUCUGCAUAAUGCCCUACACAUUUACAUGAAUGGAUCAAUGUCCAGUGUUGGUGGUUCAGCAAAUGACCCAAUCUUUUUACUUCAUCAUGCUUACAUUGACAGCAUAUAUGAGCAAUGGUUACGGAGACACCAGCCUCAUCAGAUAACUUUCCCAGCAAGUGGUACGCCAAUAGGCCACAGCCGUGACUAUUACAUGGUGCCUUUCAUUCCCAUCUACAGAAAUAUUGAAUUCUUUGUUUCAACGAGAGAACUUGGAUAUGAUUAUGAUUAUUUGAUUGAAUCAGUACCACCCUCAGUUUCAGAAAUUCUGGCUUUCUAUCUACAAGAAGCCAAGCAGAUCUGGCCUUGGCUGUUAAGUGCUGGAGUGGUUGGCUGUGUGGUGACUUUGCUGUUAAACUGCAUUAUUAUACAGAAUUGUAAGAAGAAAGAGAUCUCUACUCUUGAAGAGAAACAGCCUUUGCUCGGUGCUCGUGAUGAAUACCAUGAUGUAACCUACCAAACAUCUAUGUAAAUUGUCUGUUCAACAUAAAAGUAAUGACACUAAUAAAAAUGCAAAUCAUUUGUGAAAUGACUAUCACACUUUACCUGAAAUCAUAAAAAUUAUUUCAUUAUCUUACACAGACAAGCCAGCUACUAAUUUUAUCAAAUUUAAAUUCUGGGUACAUACCUUCCCUAAUAUUGAGAUGUUUCUGAAACCACUAAAGGCUAAACCAUAGAGUACAUUCUCCUACUGACCAUUUUCCGCUGUCAAUUCUAUGACAACAGCUUAAUGUCUUCAUUAUUCACAGCAAAGAAAUAAAGGUACCCUGAAAAGUAUCUUGUUGUAGGUGCCACAGAUUUGGUUUGGUAAUAUGCUAACAUUGUAUUCUGCAUUAAUAACAUAGUAUCCACAUCAUUUAUAUGAAACUAGGUCAAUAUUUGAAUGUAAGUACAGGUUGAGUACUCCUUUUCCAAAAUUCUGAACUCUGAAAUCCGAUGAGCACUGACAUGGCGUCACAAAUGGAAAAUUCCACAGGACGCUGGGAAGGUUGCCCAGUGAUGCAAAAGUCCCUGUGAACCACAGACUGUUCUGAGAAGUAAACUCACAUAUGUGAUAAACAGAAGUUAAUAAAAAAUAGAAAAGCAUUGCAUGAAGUGAAAAUUAAAGAUCUUGACCAUGUAUUGAAAGAGUGCGUUCCUCAGCGUCCGAGUGAACAGAUGCUGCUUAACAGUAUACUGAUCAUAAAACAUUUAUCACGACAAACUGAAAAUUGAAGGUAAUUGUUAAUAUUGAACAGGCUGGUUGCAGAAAUUUAAGAAAAGGCACAGCAUUAAAUUUUUUAAAGAUUUGUGGUGAUGAAGUGUUUGCUGAUCAUGAAGCAGCAGAGAAAUUCAUUGAUGAGGUUGCCAAGAUCAUUGCUGAUGAAAAUCUCACACGCUCAAUGGCUGCAUCAGUAAAUACAGCGUGAUGAAGUGUAAGACAAAGACAGCUUACUGUUUACACAUAUAUUCAGAGUCUGAAAUGAUGGCAGUCCAUAGCUAUCUUAUUAUAUAUUCUAAAAUCUGAAAAAUGAAACACUCCUAGCCUCAAGCAUUUCAGAUAAGGGUUUCUCAACCUGAUCACUUUCUCAGCUCUCCAAUGAACUGAGGCUCCAGCUGCAGUGUCUUUCGUAAAACUUCAUUUCUGAAUACUACUUGCUUACUUUUACUGUUUGCAUGCUUUGUGUUUUCUUUUUGUCUACACAUUGGGUGUAUGAUGGUAUUUUUAUUGUAUAGGGGUUCUUUUGCAGCUUCUUUG